Auxenochlorella protothecoides is the source of this 672-nucleotide messenger RNA. RefSeq lists its product as hypothetical. The record is from RefSeq and is a predicted model, not a curated record. The transcript has 8 exons. The coding region runs from base 1 to 672 and encodes 223 amino acids. NCBI's taxonomy places the organism in Eukaryota, Viridiplantae, Chlorophyta, Trebouxiophyceae, Chlorellales, Chlorellaceae.
AUGGUGCGCUUCGAUGUCCGCCCCGAGCUGACUCUGCAUGGUAACAAUGAGACGUCGGCCAGGGUGAACUUCCGUUUCAACCACGGCCCAAACCAGAUUGACGUGCGCGUCGCCGACCGUUCCAUCAAGAACGGGAACUUUACCACCGAUGGCGUCUUCCUGGCCCUCCGUAACGGGCAGGGGCUGGAGCUCGAGUACGAUGUGGCCACCAAGUCCCCACUCGUGCGGAUCAAGUCGAGCGUGGUUGUCGCCGACCGCCUGGUCUUCGUCAAGUACGCGCAUGCCCUGAAGUCCAACGCUGCGCACCUCCGCCUGGAGCACCAGGUGGAUGCCAACAACAUCGCGAAGCUGGACUACAACACCGUCGGCUUUGAGGGGCUCAACAGCAAGGACGUGACGCUGCGCUGGAGCCAUCGCCAGGGCGACUUCAUCGUGGAGCCCUCCUUCAACCUGGGUACUGAGAGCGCCGCCAUCACCGCCAGGUACAACCUGGACCUCAACAACCGCGUGACCGCCCACCUCGACUUGGGCACCAACGUUGGCGUCCUGGCCUGGAUCAACCGCGGCGUGGAUGGCGACCUGAGGGUGGUUGCUCGCGCUGAGCUGGACAAGGACUCCACGCAGUCCCGACCGACCCUGACCGUGUCCAAGACCUGGACCCUGGACAAGUAG